This is a messenger RNA of Molossus molossus (Pallas's mastiff bat), 651 nucleotides long. It is a transcript of the gene VGLL1, whose product is annotated as vestigial like family member 1. The transcript has 5 exons. NCBI's taxonomy places the organism in Eukaryota, Metazoa, Chordata, Mammalia, Chiroptera, Molossidae. The record is from RefSeq and is a predicted model, not a curated record.
AUUUUAAUGAUGUUAAUUCUUCCAGUCCAUGAACAAGAAAGCUGAUUUUCAGAUGUAUGAAAAGUAUUGUCUGAAUAAGCCCAGAUCAGAGGCAAUUUGGAAGAAGUAUUCAGAAUGUGCCUUUUUCCAGAUAUUGACAGGCCUCCAAAUCAGUGGCAUUUCUCUUCUCAGUGGACAAAACCACAGCCUGAAGUAUUUUUUGCAAAUGAUGACACCAACUGCAUCAUGAAUGGGUUUGGUCCCAUGGCUAUGAAUCAGUACCCACUGCCCUUGACUAGAAGUCCCUCUGUUCAGCCUGGUAAGCUGUGGCAUUUCUCCUCCUCAACCAGCCCCAAAUCUCCAGAGCCUGAAUACCCUCAUGCCUUCCCCACUGGGCACCUGGUUCCAGAGACCCAGCCUGAUGGGAAAUAUGAGUCCCUCCUAAAAUUCCUCCAGCAAGAGAGAUGUGUAGCACAUUAUCAACAAUGUGCCAUGUGGGAAAAUUGCAACCCUGCCUAAGCAACCAAAAGCACAGGAUUGCCCUUCAACCUGUAUUCCAGCUCAGCCCACUGUAAGAAAUAUUUUCCUCCUGAUCGUGGACUGGCCAGUGUCAGCCUUGGCAAUGCUAAAAGCCAGUCUCCAGAGAGAAGAAAAGAUUUGUUCUUUUACUGA